Abrus precatorius (Indian licorice) is the source of this 1298-nucleotide messenger RNA. RefSeq names its product RNA polymerase II subunit A C-terminal domain phosphatase SSU72. Gene Ontology annotation, cellular component: nucleus; mRNA cleavage and polyadenylation specificity factor complex. The transcript has 4 exons. Gene Ontology annotation, molecular function: RNA polymerase II CTD heptapeptide repeat phosphatase activity. The record is from RefSeq and is a predicted model, not a curated record. Gene Ontology annotation, biological process: termination of RNA polymerase II transcription. NCBI's taxonomy places the organism in Eukaryota, Viridiplantae, Streptophyta, Magnoliopsida, Fabales, Fabaceae. Bases 171 to 752 code for a protein of 193 amino acids.
AGAACAAAAUUGCACAAAAUUAAACCCUGCUUCUAUGCCCUAACUACGCCAUUGCUGAGUUAGGGCUUCUCUAUUCCGUUCUCUGCUUCAAAUCAGCGUCUCAAUUUCAACAAUCGGAGACACCAAACCUCUGAAUAAAUCGAAAAACUGAAAACAUUUGUUUGGUGACGAUGACAUUACGCUAUGCAAUGGUGUGUUCUUCGAAUCAGAACCGAAGCAUGGAGGCUCAUUUCCUUCUCAAGAAGCAUGGUUUUGACGUGUGUUCUUAUGGAACUGGUGCCCACGUUAAGCUCCCUGGCCCCUCCCUCAGAGAACCCAAUGUCUACGACUUCGGAACACCAUACAAGCACAUGAUUGAUGACCUUCGCAGAAAAGACCCCGAACUCUACAAGCGAAAUUCAAUCUUGCCAAUGCUUAAAAGAAAUUCGACAGUCAAAUUGGCGCCCCAACGGUGGCAAGAAAAUGCUGCUGAUGGCUCUUUUGAUGUGGUAUUUACAUUUGAAGAAAAAGUAUUUGAUAUGGUUGUUGAAGAUCUCCACAAUAGAGAUCAAGUUUUAAUGAAAAGUGUGCUGGUAGUCAACUUGGAGGUAAAAGAUAAUCAUGAUGAAGCAGCGGUAGGAGCGAGGCUUACUUUAGAUCUAUGUCAGGAGAUUGAAGCUGCUGAGUCAUGGGAGGAGUCAAUUGAUGACAUUGUUGCUGGUUUUGAGAAACAGCAUCGGCGGAAGCUUUUGUACAGCAUCUCCUUCUACUAAACACAUCCCAGUUUCCCUAGAAAAAUAAUUGUUACGCUAAUUGAAUACUUAAUGUUUUGAUUAAGCAUAACAUUAGUUUUUGAUACCAAUCAAUUCCAAGAAUGAAAAUGAAACAGCAAAAUGAAAAAGAAACAUUGUGUGUAUUAUUGAAAUAUUAAGGAAAUUCAGUAGCAAAGACUACUGCACUGAGCCAAAUAGAAGUCUAAGACUAGGGUCAAUUUUAACACAUCUUAACUAUGCCUAAUAGUUUAAAAUUAAUUUUGUAAUUUACUUUAAAACAAGUUGGUCCUUAGCCUUAAAGAGUGUGUUAAACUAUAAUACAUUUCUUAAACAGAAGUAUAGCUAAUUAAAUGUCAAUAUGAUUUUACUUGUGCUAGCUUGUUUCUGUAAUUUUUUUAGCAUCAUGAGGGAUCAUGUUGGAGUCUUGAUGUAAAUUGAAUCGAUUUUGUCUGGCUCCCUGUUCUGUUUUGGGAUUGUAAAGAGCAGAUUAUUGGGGAACAUUUGAAUGGUGUAGUUCAUGUAAAUAUUAAUGAUAUUGUUUCAGUG